Molecule: messenger RNA, 2380 nt
Organism: Cydia pomonella (codling moth)
Lineage: Eukaryota; Metazoa; Arthropoda; Insecta; Lepidoptera; Tortricidae
Exons: 1
Coding region: 708-1820 (370 amino acids)
Biological process (GO): protein transport
Cellular component (GO): cytoplasm
Source: RefSeq, a predicted model, not a curated record
CAAGUUGCGCUGGCCUUAGCUUACUAAUAAUUACAAAAUGUUUUGUGUAUAUCUGAACAGACGGAGUGUUUACCAUUUACCAUCCAUGCACCACUAAUCACCUUGUUUUGUUAAAGUGUAUCAGCAGAUUUUAUUUUACUGUAUGUCUAAAUACCCUCUAUGCUUUUAGUUUUUUCGCUAAUUUCAUGCAAAAUAAAUGUAUUUGUUUAGCUUUAAAUUCUCAUGUAAGUGAAUUGUCAAAUUUUUAGUGAGAAUAAAGAAUCUCAAACCUAAUAUACUUACCAGUGUUGGCCAAACUUUAAUUGCAAUUGACCAAUAACUAUUACAAAUUGAACCAUAAACCGGAACGGACGGUUCCAAUUUACGGCUCAAUUAGUAAUGGGUUAAUGUCAAUUGCAUUUAGCCUAUUCUGACAGAAUGGUAACACAAAACCCUACACUGAGCAUGGCCCGACAUGCUCUUGGCCGAUUUUAAUAUGUGAGUCAGCUUGAAAUGUGGUGAGUAAUACCAUAUCAUAUAUAUUUUUGUAGUUGAUACCUAAUCUGGAAGAUAACAGAUAGGUAGGUACGCGCGUCUUCUUCUGCCUGUGAAGACGCAGUUAACACUUAAACAUUCGCCUAUCGCAGAUCGGUCGAUAAGGAUUAGAUAGACAGAAAAAACACUGCAUAUUUAUUUUGAAAUAGUAAUAACGUGACAAUAAUAACGUUAUGGGUAUUUUUUGUGCUAUAAACUUGUGUACACCAGCCGACGGAAGGUACAUAUAUAAACCAGGAAGCAUCAUAUCCGGAGCCAUAAGAUAUUGUCUGGAUGAAGAAUACGAGUUUACUUCGAUAUCCAUAUCUUUGAAAGGUCUUGGACACCUCUACUUAGAAGAUAUAGAAAAGAAGAAAAGUGAGGAAAAGUACCAUACUAACGACGAAAUAUACGUUGACUUAAAAAAAGUUAUAUACUCGAACGAAAAGGGAGAAGCACAUUCAAUAGGACAGUACGAGACUCGGUUCAGUUUCCAACUGCCUUAUAAUAUUCCAGGUUCUAUAGAUUACAAAAAGAAUACGGACAGUUAUAACGUUGUUGCCUACGUUAAAUAUUUCAUUCGUAUAAAAUUUAAGAGACCAAUGUUUUUCAGACUAAACAAACAGUAUAAAAAGGAUAUUAUCGUGAUGUCAGUACAAACGCCACGGCUGACAACGAAGCCUUUAGUAUACGGGGAUAAGAAAACCUUGCUUCAAUUAAAGUCAUUAUUUGCAAGCAAUAAAGGUUUUGUCAACAUAAAGGCUGUUAUUGCCAACUCGGUCCGUUCACCCGGAGAGUUCGUCAAAGUUGAUUAUGAAAUCACUAACAAUACAAAUAAAGCAAUCAAAGAUAUUGAACUAAAAAUCUCCGAAGUUGAUCAGUACACUUCUGUGCAAGAUCUUGUGAUAAAAGUUCAUACAGACGUAGAAGGUGCAAAAUGUUUAUAUUAUGAAGGCAUAGCCGGCGGCGAUACAGGUAAAUUUACUGUUGAAAUCAUGAUUCCCCAACAUUGUGCUUCUAUUGAUCACUGUAAAUUUUUGUCUCGAGAUUAUUCAUUAAUAACUCUUGUUAGAUUACCUGAUCCACAUCUAAAUCUGCCUCUAGAAAUUCCAUUCCAAGUUAUUGAAACUUUAUCUGGCAGCUUCGAAGAGAAUGCUUUCUUUUCAAACGAUACCUUACCCGUCGAUGAUCCGCCCACUUAUUGGGAAGCGAUGGCCGAAGAUACAAAGGAUAUACCAGAAAAUAAAGAAGUUGAAAACGAUACUUUAGAAAGUACAGAAGUUGAGGAGUAUGAAAAACAAAAAUAAAAUAAAUACAAGAGUCGAGUUAGUUUUAUACACUCACUUCGUUACUUAUUGUAUAAGUGCAUUAGUCCAGUUCAGUUCAAAUAUACUUUAUUCAUGUAGGCCUACCAACAAGCACUUAUGAAUAGUAAGACAGUAUUACAUAUAAUUCUCAGAGCAGAAUCUUAAGCUAAUUAUCAGAGCAAUUAAUUGAUUUUAAUAUUAUUCUAUAAUACUAUUGAAUUAUUAUUAGAGAUCAAAUUUAAUACUAAUAAUAAAUUCUAAAUGUCAAACAAAUAAAAACACAACAAGGGAAGGACAUAUAUUGGAAUAUCCAUUUGAUCAUCAUUAUUCAAAUUAAAUAAUUAAUAAUUUCGAAUCACAAUUAAUCCCACGUUGUUUUAUCAUUCAUGUAGUCUUGUAUGGUAUAAUAAUCUUUAGAAAUAAGUUUACGCUUUACAUAAUUCUUAAAUUUAUUAAUUGAUAGUUCAGUAAUAUCGUUUGGAAGUUUAUAAUUAAAUCUUACACCAAUACCCAUAAAUGAUUUUUUUAAUUUUAUGGAGCCGAGUGGCGGGCACUGCGGG